AUGGCUGUUACUAGAGUUGAGGGUUUUGACGGUAUGUCUCAAGGGUGUAACCCUAAUGGGGACACAGGUGUCAAGAGACUGUUCGAUUUUGUUAUUGAGGGAGGUGAAAGUGUAGCAGUCACGGUACAAAAAAACAGGACAGAUCCCAGAAUAAGAUGGUCUUUUCUUCCAGAAACACAAGACAUACAGUUCCGGGAAACCCCCUUCGGACUCAAUGUAUAUGCCCUUGAAGAUGACCGAGUGGAGGGAAAAAGAAAUUAUCUUUUAACUGCUCGUAACGCUGAAACAGGGGAAAUUCUCAAAACAGUUAAUUUUAUCGUCGUUGAUAAUGACGGGAAAUCAAGAAGAAUUCAAGAAAUUGGUGGUCCUAUAAAGUUCUUCAUCCGUCACAGGAAGGCACCAUAUUACACUCAGUACACAAUACCUGACUUUAAAGCCGACUUUUUCUUGGACUGGGAGGUCGUGCCAUUGAAAGUGGUGUUUCAACCAAACGAAUCAGGAAUAUCUAUAAUGUACGCACGACCCAAAGACGACGCAGUUAUUGAAGGCACAGAGCGCCAUCUACUUACUCUUAAAAGAAUAUCAAACGGAGUUGUCUCUCUCGUUCGAUCAAAACUAGUCGACAUAAUUGACAAUGACGUGGAGGGAGAAUGGACAGGGUGGUCUCCCUUGGGUAAAUGUAAACGCCAUUUUGUGAAUUCUUGCUCACGCACAAUGUCACGGCAAUGCCAGUACCAAAAAAAACAGCUUACACCAGUUACAGCACACUGUCGUGGAGAGGACAUAAAAUUCACCAACUGUCUUUGUCCCUGA
Saccostrea echinata is the source of this 813-nucleotide messenger RNA. RefSeq lists its product as uncharacterized. Lineage: Eukaryota; Metazoa; Mollusca; Bivalvia; Ostreida; Ostreidae. The coding region runs from base 1 to 813 and encodes 270 amino acids. The transcript is spliced from 6 exons. The record is from RefSeq and is a predicted model, not a curated record.